UCGGAAGAUGAGAUGUUACAUUUGUAGCGCUCUAAAGAAUUAGAAUAGAACUUUAGGCAGAGUUACAUUUGAGCGCAGUUACAUUGUAACAACUCUCGACGCCGACUGUUCGCGUCUCCCGGGAAAUAGGAGGCGUUUUGCGCCGUGAAUUAGCGGGACCUGAGACGCGGAGGGGGGAAAUUGUGUCCCCCCAACUUUUCUGUUUUUCCUCUCGGGCUGAAGCGCGUUUCUCUCCCGCUGGAUGCCGCGCGCUUGACGCGAGAACCGGAUCAUAAACCUGUUUGAGCUGAGAGAGAACGAGGGAGACGUCGAGCGAGAGAAGCAGAUCAAGAGCACACAGGACCAGGAUGGCGACGGUGGGGAACGACAUGGAGCUGAACGACCUGUUGGAUUUCAGUGUUAUGUUUCCUCAUCCGAUGUCGAACGGGAAGAACCGAGGCCCUACUUUACCCAACAGUCAGUUUGGUUUAGAUGAAAGAAGUGGCUCCGGCUCUUGGGCUUCAGGAGAAGCGAACGGUCCCGCAUUUGGUGCACGGGUACGAAAACACACACAUACAUCACGCUGUCUAAAGCGCACGCAGACUCUGACGAAAUUCAUAAAUGAGUGAAGUCUGUCUGUUCAUGCUUUGCUGUUCCCA
Messenger RNA from Sinocyclocheilus grahami, 638 nucleotides. Its product is annotated as transcription factor E2-alpha-like. The transcript is spliced from 4 exons. Gene Ontology annotation, molecular function: RNA polymerase II cis-regulatory region sequence-specific DNA binding; DNA-binding transcription factor activity, RNA polymerase II-specific. Gene Ontology annotation, biological process: regulation of transcription by RNA polymerase II. The record is from RefSeq and is a predicted model, not a curated record. Gene Ontology annotation, cellular component: transcription regulator complex; chromatin. Bases 348 to 608 code for a protein of 86 amino acids. Lineage: Eukaryota; Metazoa; Chordata; Actinopteri; Cypriniformes; Cyprinidae.